This is a messenger RNA of Bombus huntii, 3122 nucleotides long. RefSeq lists its product as uncharacterized. The transcript is spliced from 13 exons. The record is from RefSeq and is a predicted model, not a curated record. Bases 1474 to 2877 code for a protein of 467 amino acids. NCBI's taxonomy places the organism in Eukaryota, Metazoa, Arthropoda, Insecta, Hymenoptera, Apidae.
GUUUUUGAGAUAUUUCAUUUCGAAGUUUGAAAUCCGUCAAAUUGAUGGGUCCCGUAAACCUAGUGUUAAAUAAAUAUGACAAGAUAUAAUUUAUUAGCCAGGUACAAUUUGCUGUUAUUUUUAUACUCAGAGGUAAGAUCGGAAUACUUAUUAUUUUAUUGAAUGGAUAAAUCUAUCACACCGUUCUGAGCCAAAAAAAUCUUUAUUGCACGCGCUUACAAAAACUAGGGAUAAAAACAAAAAGGCAUCUUAAACCUAUCGAUUAAAUCUAUCGAUUGUAACUAGGAUCAUCCUCUAGUUACUAUUUCUUAUAACUAACGCAUUUGCAUAUGGAUGGCGAGCACGAACUCACGUUGUCAUUUUUAACACAAUUAAAUAUUAACCCUUUCAGUGCUAAAAGCAGAGAUAUCGUUGCGUGUGUGAUGGCGCUUUACUAAUCGCUUUGCGAGAAAACUUUAUCACAAAAUAAAUUCAUGAAACGUUAUAAAUGGUUAAAUUUCUUUGCAAAAGUCCUAUGUGAGAUGUUCCAUAAAUUGAAAAGGUUGUUUAUGGGUUUAACUUUUCGUAAUAUUCCGCGAUGGUUGAUACCGAGAUUGUGUAUACGUUGUGUCAUAAGAUAAAAAUUCGACACGGGAGAUUUGCUUGAGACCGGCGAGAAUAAAAUUUUUGAUAGGCCUGUGCGAAGAUCACGCAAUCUGUGCAAUAAAGGAUUACGUGGCGUAUACAUUAGUCAUCAUCAAAGCUAAGUAAAUUAUUUGCGUUAGCAACAAUAAGUAAAUAUUACACAUUUUCAAUAACCGGAUAACUUUAAAUGUUUAUAAUAAUAUUAGGGUGUUAUUUCAAUGAUGUUGUACUAGCUACACGAAUCACUUAUUUUGAAGCAAAUAAUCCAUGACGUUUGUUGCGCAUCAUGGGAUUAUUAUUUAGUUCUCUGUUUGCAUGUUUCUGUUUUUAGAAAUUUUUCUACAAAUAAUUGAAAAUGCAGUAAUUAUGUUUUAUACUACAUGUUCUACAUAAAAAUAAUGAUUAAAUGAUGAUUAUUCUUAUUUGCAAAUACUAUUUAUAAAAGAAAACUGACCUCUCCAUUUUUCUUAAUGAUUUUGAAUAAGUAUUAUUGAUAUGAUUUUCAAUAAAUAUUGAAAUACAAUUGGCAUUAAUUUAUUCUCCCUUUAUUUCGUAAUAUGUUUCUUUUUGAACUCUGUAAGUAUCAUUUUUAUUUUUUUUUAUUAUUUUUAUCUCAAACCUUACCAAAUUACAUCAAAUUGGUUCGAUAUUUUUCGCUUAGGUAUAAUUUUUUCGGUCGACACUAAAGGGGUUAAUGAAGAAUAAAGCAAUAAAAAUUGCAUGACAAUAAUACAAUGCCUAGAUAAUGACAUGAAAUGGAUGGGAUAGUAUACGUUUUGUUGCCAGUCUGGCAAUCGGACCAAACCUUAAUAUCUCAUAAAUAGGAUACAAUAAAGUCCACGUUGUCGAAUGUCUGAACGCCAAGAUUCUACAUGUCAAAAAUAUGAAUUACCAAAAUCAUUGCAAGGUACAGAGGAUGCCGAGUUCGUCUGGAACAUGAUAACCGAAAGAUUCCCAAAUGCGGCACCGCUUUUAUGUGAAAUGGAGACGGUUAUCGAUCGAGCCGAAGAUCUUCUUCAGCAAUUACGAGCACCUUGUCGUGAAAUUGAAACAUCUACCUCUUUCUUUACACAAGAUUCAGAAGACUCAACUGUAAUGUUUUCCGCUAGGGGAUCGGUAAUCACUGAAAAUGACACUAUAGAAGAUAGUGAUGCAAUAAGUAAGAACGUGGCCGAGAUACAAGUUUCAGAAAGCAGUAUCGACGAACGAGAAGUUAAUUUAAUUGAUGAAACUCAAAAUUUGGUUACUAAAGAACAAGAUAUAGGAAAUAAAUCUAGUGACUCGCUGAUGAUGAAUAGUUCUACUACGCAGAAGUUUUCAAGCGAUGAAUCUGCUUCUCUUAACGUUGAAACAAAUACCACUAAAUUGAUGAAAGAGACGUGUAGCUUGGAGGAGUGGGGUAAAAUAGCAGAUGCUGCUAUGCGACAAGACGCUGCCGAGGUGCAAUCUGUUAAAAAAACAAUUAACAUGUUUGAAAAACGAGCCAAUUUCGAAGAAACUAAAAUGGAAAGCCACAGUAUAAAAAAACACGAGGAUUCUUGUAUUACACUACACCGCCAAGAAACAUGUGCUGACGUUGGUGAUUCCGUUAUGGAAAUUGGCUCCCAUCGAACCGCAAGUCAAAAAUUUAUCGUCGAUAAAGAUGAUGCGAUAAAUCUUUCAAUUCAAGGUAGUGGUGACGACAGUUCAUCGAAAAUCGUUAGUCAAAGAACGCCAUUAAACAUUUUAGAGGCAUAUGCAAAACGUUGCAAAAUACCAGUUGAAUAUGAAUACACAAGUGACUGUUCACAUCGUCACAAAUCGAACGUCUAUGUAAUACGUGGAAAUUUCGCUGGAUUUGCUGCAACAUCUAGAGGUUUAACCGAAGAAUCAACAAAGAACGACUUAGCCGCGAAAAUUUUACAAAUGAUUGCGAAUCAGGAGAUGAAGGACGAAAAGCUAGGUGCUCUCGUGGAUCUUACACAGGAAGAACUGUUGGAAAUAAUUAAUCUAGGCGCGGACGGUCUGAGAGAAACAGCUCAAAGAAAGUUAUAUCAACUUUGUCUUAAAAAAGGAGUUCCAGUUCCAAAGUAUUGUGUGGAAAAAAUGAAAACUUAUCAGGGUUUGACUUACGUUGCUACUUGCUCUGCGUUAGGCUAUAUCAGCGAAGGUCGUGGCGUGAGAGAGUGUGUGGCAAAGAAAACAGCCGCUGACGAAUUGUAUCAUCAAUAUUGCGAGGAUCAAAAAGCAGAAUCGAAGAUAAAUGAAGAGUAGUGGUGUUGGCGGGUAGGAAAUUUGGCAUCUCGGUUAAUCCACGAUGACUACAGUUCACCGAAACAAAGGCCGUCAGUUGCUUCUGAAUAUGUUUCCCUCCGUUACCAAAUACGUAUACUAAUUCACACUCGCAUACAGUCUUUGUACAUUCCUCUUUCAACGUCUAAAAUAGUAAAUUUAUUAAGUUCAAAAGAUUUGCAUAGAUUAACGUUGCUUCUUACGAAUAAACUGUAAUAUAAAAUUGA